Molecule: messenger RNA, 1552 nt
Organism: Dicrocoelium dendriticum
Lineage: Eukaryota; Metazoa; Platyhelminthes; Trematoda; Plagiorchiida; Dicrocoeliidae
Source: the annotation of a GenBank genome assembly
AUGCGUGUUAAGCUCUGGCUUCCCGAUACUCAACCAUGUGAGCAUUUGAUGUAUGUGCGGCGGAAUAAGGAACGUCUUUUGAAUCUCGCCACAACCCUUUCCAUUCGGUUCGCAAUCCAUGAUCGACAUGGGCGUCUGUUAGCCAUUGGUGUCAUUCUUCUCGGUCAAGCCGCGUCUCACAGUGUGAUUGUUGCUAUGAUUUUGCUUCGGUUACCAGUGUGGCUGUUCAUAAUCGCAUCUCUUGUUUCCGGAAUUAUUGGAGGUGGAAUGAUCUCUCUGUGUGUCCAAAUGACCGUUUGCUUCACCGAUCUCAUCGCGUUACCCCCUCAUACGGAUGUGCCCAACGAGCUGACGCCACUUUCCACCGAGAAUCGGCAAGAUCGACGUCGUUUGCUGCUUCUCGGUAUUUUCGACUCCGGUCUAUCGUUGUCGGCCGCUCUCGCCAAUGUGGUCGCAGAUAAUGAAAUCUCACCAUCCACUCACCUGGUUGGCUUUUCUAUUGGUUCUUUUUUUGUUUUCCUCUACCUCAUGGCCAAACCAUUUUGCUGGUCUCCGGAAUACGUUGGUUUGUAUAACGGAUUAUCCGGUUUCUUGACGUCCAUCACCACUCUGGCGCUGAUCCUCUGCACGUAUUGCUCAAUGCGAAUGAGGCACUUGGUCCAUUCACUGGUCUCUUCCUCCGAGCACCCCAGUCCACCGAUGCGAUCCGAUCGUUGGCGCGAUGAAGAAUGCGAACCCUUACUGCUUCCAGCACUGCCACCCACUGACUCACGUGCUGUGCGCCAUAUUUGGACUGGUCGGUUUCGUGCGAUGGUGUACAUCCUCGUGGCGUUUGUCAUUAUAACUGUUUCCAAGCUGGUGAUGGGCGUGGUGUUUAUGCUCCCGGCGCCACAGCGAACGAUUUUGGUGUUUAUCUCCCUCUUGCUGCAGUUAGCCCGAUCUUCUGUGAUUCCUACGCUGAAAUCGUUCUUGUCUUCUCUUCACUCACCUGAUAGUCAAGGCUAUCUGUUCUCUCUGAUCGGUCUAUUCGAAUAUCUUGGUGCGUGGAUUGGUCUGCCUUGCCUUCCAGGUGUCUACGCACUAACCGUACACGUGUUCCCUGGUGCUGUGUUUCUUCUGUCCGCCGGGCUAGCAGCUAUCGGUUCCGCACUGGCCGCAAUCCUACUCUGUUUCGUCUGCAAACGAAUCCCAAGGACUACUUCCGUUUGAUUCCCUCCAUCUCGUGAAAACUGGUGGUUGCAUAGAUAGCUAUCACUCUUUCGUCCCUACAAGCAGCUGAAUUAGAUUGCAUUUGAACGUCAUUUGCAUCUUGAGAUCUAUCUGCGCAUAUUCUGAUUUAUAUUUCUAAUAUUUUUUAUUUUCGUUUUGGUCCUUUUCUAAUAUUGAUGAUGCCACUGAUCUUAUCGAUCGUUAUACUUUCUUCUUGAAUAAGUCAGACUUUUGGAGAUGAGUUUGGUUCCGCAUUGCGUUUUUGCCCAUUGGGUGUCGGCCAUUCAAGUGGGUGACGGAAUACCUUUACUUCCUGUUUGGAUCCAGUUUACAAAUAUGAAAU